This is a messenger RNA of Diabrotica balteata, 240 nucleotides long. NCBI's taxonomy places the organism in Eukaryota, Metazoa, Arthropoda, Insecta, Coleoptera, Chrysomelidae. The record is from the annotation of a GenBank genome assembly.
AUGGAAACAACAGAAAACGUUAUUAGUGAGAAAAUUUAUAAAAUAGAAAGAGAUAAUAAUCAGGCUUAUGAUGGUUCUUUGACUACCUUAAAAAUAGAAAUAAAGGAUGAACCCAAGCAAGAAAAUACAUUUGAUGAAUUUGAGUAUUUAGAAUUCUUGGAAAACACCGAAGUAGAACAAGAUGAAUAUCAAUUUAAACUAUUUGAAGAACAGCAAACAAGAAAUUACGAAGGUAAGUAA